GGUGAAUCUGCAUACACACUUGCAUCACACCUUUAUUCUACCACACCCUGCACUCAAUGAACAGCACAGGUGCAUGUGCCGGCAUUGAUCCAGGGACAUUGGAAGUCGAUUGACAUUAUUCGAAGUACUACCGUGUUUUGAUGUGUUCGACCUGACAUACCGCCGGCGGCCUCUCUGUGCAGGUGAAUAUGAACGGAGGGAAACUGGGCCGUGGCGUCGUGGACUGCAUGGUCACCACCACGACCUCAUUACACAACGCGAGCGAUUAGGUGACGCAAACAGACGCAGUGACAUGCACCUCUAGUUGAUAUUCACUGCAACAGAGCGCGACGUAAACAGCCACACAAAGAGAACUAUCCUUGCUACCCCUGCAGUUGUGAGUCAUGUGUUGUUAUCCCUUGUACUGCAGCGCUGUGAACAGGCGGGGUAUGUUCCAGGCCUCAUACGUCCUCGCUAGUUGCAUCCCCACUAGUACAGGGGCACCAUGUCUUAGGAUAUAACACUUAAGCUGAGGACAACUGAAAACUGUUGGACACAGCCGAUGACAAUUGAGAGCUGUUGAAGACAAUUCAGGACAAUUGAGUUCAGUUCAGGACAACUGUCAACUGUUAAAGACCUCUAAGGACGACUUAGAACAGCUAAAGACAGCUGAGGGCAAUCGAGGUCUGUUAAGGGCAGUUAAAGACAAGUGAUUACAGAUGAGGACAAAUGAACACAACGGAGGACAACUAAACAACUGACGACAGCUGAGGCCAAUUGAAGAGCAGCAGAGCACAGCGAAGUCCAAUUGAAGAGCCACAGAGCAAAGUUAAGGCCAAUUGAAGGCAACAGAGCACAGUUGGGCCAAUUGAAGACAACAGAGCACAGCUAAGGCCAAUUGAAGACAACAGGGCACAGUUAAGGCCAAUUGAAGGCAAAAGAGCACAGUUAAGUCCAAUUAAAGACAACAGAGCACAGCGAAGGCCAAUUGAAGAGCCACAGAGCAAAGUUAAAGCCAAUUGAAGGCAACAGAGCACAGUUUGGACAGUAGGGAGCGACGUCGCCAUGUGUGGUGGAUGCGGAUGUAAAUGCAAGGAUGCCGGGGAUGCUGAGAAUGGUGACGGGAGCAACAAAGACCUGCACCCGUGCAAGAAAUGUAUGUUGACGCCAUGUGUGACCCACAUCUGUCUCGGGGUGAGGAGGACGGACUACCUGAAACAUUGCAACUGCUACCCCCCGGCCAUCUUUAUUCCUGCCAUAACCGUAGUCCAGAUAGUGAUAUUCGCCGUGUAUGCCGUUGAGCUUGCCGGCACCUCGACGCCGGUUACCGCUACUACCGGGUACCCCCGGGACAGCCCCCUGGUGUACCGGCCAACACGGCGCUACGAAGCCUGGAGAUACCUCACCUACAUGUUUAUCCAUCAGGGAUGGGAACACUUGAUAGGCAACAUGCUUCUUCAGCUGUUCGUGGGCGUGUCUCUGGAGAUGAUUCACAAGUGGUGGCGAGUUAUGAUAGUCUACCUGUGUGGCAUCAUUGCAGGCUCCCUACUCCACUCGAUGAUAGAGCAUAACAUGGCCCUGGUAGGAGCGAGUGCUGGAGCCUUUGCCCUUGUGGGCGCUCAUCUUGCUGUCGUUAUCACGAAUUGGAAACAGAUGCGCGUGAAGUGCGAGUGCAAGAGCAAAUGUCUGCCGAGUGACUUUGACCGCACCCUGCCCACCGCUCCGUUACGACUCGUCGUUGUCUUGCCAUUGGUCUUACAUGAACUCGGUCGUGCCAUCUACAAACACGUAGCUUCCCCAGAAGACUGGAGGAUCGCAGUGGGGGCUCACAUCGGUGGUAUCCUAGCAGGUGUCCUCUUGGGCGUCCCACUGCUGAAGAACAUGGUUAAGCUUCCAUGGGAGACAACUCUUGGCAUCAUCACGGCGGUGGUGUUCUUGCUCUUCGUCACUGCCGCUGUUCUGUUUAACGGGUUAUACAAAGGCUACCCACCGACAGACUGGAGUUGAAUCGGUUUCGACUGAUAUGAAAUAUCCGCUUUCGUCAUUUCUGUACUUCUGCUAAUUAAUAUGGCACCCUUAUGAUCUUCGUGUACAUUAAUGUUCAUUCUUAAAAUGUUGUUUUAUGAUAGUUACUAGGGGACUGGGCGUUAUUCGUUAAACAGUUUAGUCUGAUGUGGCUACCUCGACGGUUUACUGAAAUGAGUAUUCACAUUUUCGUCAUUACAAGCCAUCUGUCGGCGUGAUGUAAAUGACUUCGUCAUAAACAUGUCAUCUUUUCGUCAUGUUCAUGUCACUAUAUCACAUGACCAGGUUUGUUUGUUUGUUUGUUGUUUACCGCCGCACUCAGCAAUAUUCCGGCAAAAUGACGACUGUCUGUAAAUAAUCGAGUAUAGACCAGAACAUCCAGUGAUCCACGAGCAACGAUACACGCAACUGGAAUACGAUGACAUACAUCAACCAAGUCAGCGAGCCUGACCACCCGAUCCCGUUAGUCGCCUCUUACGACAAGCAUAGUCGCCUUUUACGGCAAGCAUGGGUUGGAGAUCCGGGGUAGAAUAGAUCUUCAGCAUAUUAAACAUUAUCGUGUUAAAUGCCAAUGUGAUAUUGCGUGGCAUAGUUUAAGUAUUCCCACUUUUUGGUGGACCUUUAUGAAUAGUAUUUCUGUCGGUUCAGCUGUGAAAUUGAAAUUGAAGUCAGCUGUGUAACUCCACGUGGUUGAUGAAGAAUUUGACUCAAUCCCUCUGCUGCUGAGCCCGAAGGGGCUGACCAUUUGAUAUUUCAAUUAUUUUAUAUUUUUUUAAACAUUUUCUAUUCAAUUUCUUUUUCUUCCAACAGUGUGAGGAAUGAUACAUUUUUUAAACAUUUUCUGGGACAAAAAACCCAUCGAAUUUGAUCCAGUUGGGCAACACAAAUCGAAUUUAGUUACAUGCUGAAUUGGUAUAAAUAUUGAUACUAUUUUGAUGUUGUUUGCUUUGUAGAAAAUAGAUUUUUUUUAUGAUGCUUAACAUAUUUUGUUUUGAAUGCACGCCUGGUAGUUAAAUAGAUAGUUGGGAUUGCACACUUCUUAUAAGUAAUUAAUUCGUUCGAUGAUAUUGAAGUUUUUUCAAUACGCGUCAAUACAAUUAUUACCAAUAUACAAAUAAAAAAUAGUUACCUGAAUUUAAAUCAAUAUGACAAACAUAUUGUGUUUUUGUGGAAUACAAUAAUUCAUUUGAUAAGAAUCAUCGUUCUCUUCUUGAUGAUCAGAAUAAAAAUCGUGUCAUGCAGGUACCAAUUUGAUUCCAUUCAGUGACAAACCUAAAGGCGACUUGGGAAUGGCCCAGCCCGACAACUUCAUAUCCGUGUUUGAAGUAUUGGAGAAAACACGCUUACGAGGUUUUGGUAGACAGAGCAUGCCCUGGGGAGGGGGAAAACCAAGGGGGCGAAGGGGGUGAAGUGUUUUUCCAUACUUAUAAACCGUCUAAAUUGAUUAAAUGUUAUAACGAGCAUCUAUAAAUGAGGCGCUUCCUUGAAGACGUGAUAUCAUAACUUUCACGUGAAAUUCGCUGACUUGCAAGGCGUUCAAGAGCACGUGGAUGUGUCAAUAACAAAACACAACUAAAAUACUUACUUUUAAAUGAAAGUGAAAUCUUCGGUUUCUAAAUGUUUGUGUUGCAAUAUUCCACAUCUUUUAAACUUUUCAAAACGAAAAUUCGCAAAUUUUAAAGGUGUUUUUUGCUUUACGAGAUUUUCGACUUUAAACAAUCCAACUGUUACAUAGAGGUAGUUGUGACGUAACGGCUAGCAGUUACUGCACGUGCAAAUUGUGCAGCAUUGAUAAGCACUUGUUUAAAAGCACGUUUUGAAACCUCGCUGUCCUUUCACCAGAGACUCUGAAGUGAUGUCGUUUUUAAAUGUCCACGCGGAACUGUACACAUGACAUUCAAUUUUAAUUGAAUUAAAAUUUUGAAUUGCUA
Haliotis rufescens (red abalone) is the source of this 3935-nucleotide messenger RNA. Its product is annotated as rhomboid-related protein 2-like. Gene Ontology annotation, molecular function: serine-type endopeptidase activity. The record is from RefSeq and is a predicted model, not a curated record. The coding region runs from base 1045 to 1986 and encodes 313 amino acids. Gene Ontology annotation, cellular component: membrane. The transcript is spliced from 9 exons. NCBI's taxonomy places the organism in Eukaryota, Metazoa, Mollusca, Gastropoda, Lepetellida, Haliotidae.